AUGGCGAACCUCCCAGUGCAACACCCAAACCUCUCCCUCCACCUAACCGACCGCGCCCUCAACCCGCUCAUAACCUCCUCCUCCUCCUCCUCGCGCAACAGCCCAUCACAGCUCCAAGCUCUAACCUCGCUCUCGCACACAGCGCUCAACGCGCACGAGUCGGCCCUACGACUAGGUCUCGGCAGCGCGCAGCGCAUCAUGGUUGAGCACGCGGACGGGGGACCCGUACUGCUGCAGACAUUUCUCAACUCCAAGCCUUCUUCUGCCUCUUCCUCUUCGUCCGUAGCAGUAGCAGCAGCGGUUGGGAGAAUAACGACAGCGACAAACGGGAUGGCACGCCUCUCAAUCGCGAACGGAGACGACCAGCAGGAACCCGGCGCCCUCGCCCUGGCUGCCUCGACGCGCAAUGGGGGUCUCGAGGACGCCUCGCCGCUGACUCUCUCAUCGACGAGCCCAUACACCACAACCGCAGGCCCGAGCAACAGCAGCAAUAACCCCCACCUCCGCGGCGGUGCCGACGACCCACAGACCCUCCACCUCGACAACAACAACCCCAACAACGAGCAAGCAGAACACGACGACGACGAAGAAGACGCCAACACACCGCCCAUGCUGGUAGGUCUCGUAGUAGCCCCCAGCGCCGACGACACGCUCGACGCCCGCCGCGCGGCCGCGAGACUGGAGCGCGUGGGGCGGGAGAUACAGAGUCGGUGGACGGAGGUCCAAGACCAAAGUCGGAAUCAAAGUCAAAGUGAAAACCUGAGCCAGAGACAAAUCCGGGGCCGGAGCCGGCGGCAGCGUGGAGGAGCAGGUGGUGGUGUUGGUGGUGGUGAAGACGUUGCCGGGGACUGA
Anthostomella pinea is the source of this 852-nucleotide messenger RNA. The record is from the annotation of a GenBank genome assembly. NCBI's taxonomy places the organism in Eukaryota, Fungi, Ascomycota, Sordariomycetes, Xylariales, Xylariaceae.